This is a messenger RNA of Salvia hispanica, 1845 nucleotides long. The record is from RefSeq and is a predicted model, not a curated record. NCBI's taxonomy places the organism in Eukaryota, Viridiplantae, Streptophyta, Magnoliopsida, Lamiales, Lamiaceae.
AGGAAAAACCAAAUGCUAAAAAGCGCAGCAUCUCUCCUCUUUCUCAGCUCAUACUACUCCGCCAACAUUGUAUUGUGUUGUAUCUCUCCCUUCCUUCUGCCCCUCUUCGCCAAUUUUACUUUUCUUCUUCUGCUUCGUUGAUUGCGCCAACUGUUUGAUAUUUGGUCUAGCUGAACAAGAUGCCCCGCCCAGGUCCCAGACCGUACGAGUGCGUGCGCAGAGCUUGGCACAGUGAAAGGCACCAGCCCAUCAGAGGUCUCGUUAUCCAACAGAUUUUCAGACUCGUACACGAUAAUCACUCCGCCGCUACUAAAAAGAACAAAGAAUGGCAAGAGAAGCUCCCUAUUGUGGUGUUAAAAGCGGAGGAAAUCAUCUACUCCAAAGCCAACUCCGAGGCUGAAUACUCGAAUGUUGAGACACUAUGGGACCGAGUGAAUGAUGCCGUCGACACAAUUAUUAGGAAAGACGAGAGCACGGAGACUGGGGAGCUUCUGCCUCCCUGUGUUGAAGCUGCACUUAACCUAGGGUGUGUACCGGUAAGGGCAUCGAGGAGCCAAAGGCACAACAAUCCGAGGACUUACCUCAGACCGUCGUAUGAAGAAUGCAACAAUAGCUUGUCUCCGAGGUUCCUAAGUGACAAUGUGAAUGAACGGAAUCUUGAUUUUCCGGCCACCCAAGCCACCAGUAGCUCGAUGCUCAAGAUGCCCCAACAUGUGGAUUCGUCCCGUUCAGUUUGGGAUUCUAGCAAGCGAGUCAUACCCAACAGUACUAACCAGCACCACAUUGCUUCUUCAUUUGAGACGAAGAAGCUUCAUUGUAUUGGCAAUGGUAAUGCUUCACUUAGUAGAAGCUCGGUGUACCCCUUGUACUAUGGGAUGACGUUCAAACCCGAGGUUCGUCAGUUGGGCUUUCACGAAGCUCAAAAGUCGGAUUCUGUAAUCAUUGGUGUGCCGGUGUUUUCAUCACCUGCUGAACCUGCUGCCGAAGUUGGUUGCUUACAGAAUCUAUUCCCAUAUGGCGAGGAUAAGUUUUUUGGGAAGCGGACAUGUGACGUUGCUUCCAAGGAUAGCAAAGGGAAGGGAACUCAUGCGGGCUUUGACUUGUCCCUAAGGUUGGGACUAUUUUCUGAUUCGAAUUCGAGCAGGGAAAAGGCCUCUGGUUUUGUUACUGAUAGCCUUGGUCGUAGGUUAUCUUCAUACGAAGGCCUUCCCGUGGAGAAGGAGUUCCCUUUCUUUCCUAUGGAGCCUGCUCAUAACACAACGUGGUUGAAUAGAAGUAAGCGGAAUGAAGAGAGUGAGAGUCAGAAUGCGGAUUUAGUUUCUAGGAAGCGUAGGCUAUCGGUUAGUGGAGAUUUAGGAAAUGAUCAAUUUUUCUGGUCACAGGAUUCAACUAACCAUUUUGUUGGUCAAAUGAGAAGACCUGGAACUCCAAUGCAACGAAGCAAUGAAAAGGGGUUGCGUCUGCGCAUUCCUCUGAUGAUGCCUCGUCGAAGCAUUGUUAGGUACACGGCUUGGCCCGGUUGAAUUCUUGGAUGGCUGAAGAGUUCAAUUGAUAUAGUUUGUCAGAUUAGUAACUACAGAGGUUUGAAAAGGAUGAAUUAUUGAGGAGUAGUGUUGUGUCAUAAAAGUGGGGAGUGGUCCUUGAAAGGUAAGGGAUAGGUUGGCAUGUGUGUGUGUGUGUGUUAGAUGUCACCUCAUGUUCCCAAAUGCAACCCAACAUUACAUUUGGCAGAAGAGGUGGUUUUUCACUUUAAUCAAUCACACCUCACCUCAAUUAUUCUUUGCAUGUUUCCUCCAUUUAUUAUUCUGAAUUGGAGUAUUAUAUUUGAGGCCUUUAUUUGUGAAA